GCUUUCCGACGGUAAUGACUUUCACUAGCCCGCAUGCCAAGCAGCGACAGAGUUGCACUCCCACCGCCGAGAUGCAGUCGCUGAAUUUUAUUUUCAGUCUUUUCUAGCCUCUAUGUUCUGAAUAUUAUCCUCGAUAUCCUUUGCCUCAACAAAGUGCGAGCGCGAGCGUUGCAAAUAUCCCUUUUGCCCGAGGACAGCGCGCUUCAACACGGCACGUAUGUGAAGUAGUGGCUGUCAGCGCGCUGCUAGCAAGUUCUUAGGACGGCGAUUCUGGACGAGAAGGGAAGGACAGAGGACAGGAUGAAGGAGGAGACUCUUUUACGGCGGAGGUUUUCGCACUGCCCCACCGCCUCCACUCCGCACAAGAUCGACCCGCGCUCGCUCACCCGGAACCUGUCCUACGCGGGCGACAACGACCUCUACGCCCUCACCCCAGGUGGUGAGAUGGAGAGGAACGGCCUGUCCCAGACGCAGGACGAGGUCAGUCCAGCCCAGUCUCCCACCAGCAAGGAGUUCAGGAUGCUCAACGGCAGUGAGAAAGAAUGUUCCUCCCCCACGGAGAAACUGGCCCGUAAGGAGUCUCUAAAGCUCCAGAAGAAGACUUACCGUCAGGAGAAGAAGAGGGCAGCUAAAGAGCUGUUUACCGCUCUGAAAGACCCCAGUGUGAUUAUCAUGUCCAACUGGCUGAAGAUCCGCGGCACGCUGAAGGGCUGGACGAAGCUGUGGUGUGUGCUGAAGCCGGGGGUCCUCCUCAUCUAUAAGACCCCCAAAGUGGACCACUGGGUGGGCACCAUCCUGCUCAACGCCUGCAAGCUCAUCGAGAGGCCCUCCAAGAAGGACGGCUUCUGCUUCAAGCUCUACCACCCCAUGGACAAGUCCAUCUGGGCCAUGAAGGGCCCUAAAGGGGAGAAUGUGGGCUCCAUCACCCAGCCGCUGCCUAGCAACUACCUGAUCUUCAGAGCUGCAUCCGAGUCUGACGGGCGCUGUUGGAUGGAUGCUCUGGAGAUCGCGCUCAGCUGCUCCAGUCUGUACAAGCUGACGGCGAAGGCCGGGCGGGACGGGGACCUGAGCUGCUCGUCCGAGUCUUCGCACAUCCUCCACCUCCUGCAGGGGGCAGCGCUGAGCGAGCAUGAGCUCUUCCAGUUGAAUGAGUCCAUGUUGGAAAGCAACCACAUGGAGACUGACGGCUACUCUGACAAAUCAGAGAAGGAGGCUCACGAGGAGUCUGACAACGGGACCAAUGAGAACGGGGGGAGGCUGACCGAGGAGAGCGACAUGGACCAAUCGGAUGACCUUUCCCCCAGCCUGCAAGCCACUGCCUACGUCGAGCAGAGUCUGGAGGAGAUGGGAGAGGCCGGGGGGGCGUCCCAGGUGGAGACGGUUUCGGAGGAGAAUAAAGGUCUGAUCUGGACCCUGCUGAAGCAGCUCCGCCCCGGGAUGGACCUGUCCAAAGUGGUGCUUCCCACCUUCAUCCUGGAGCCCCGCUCCUUCCUGGACAAGCUGUCCGACUACUACUACCACGCCGACUUCCUGUCACAAGCGGUGUUGGAAGAUAAUCCCUAUUUUCGGAUGAAGCAGGUUCUGCGCUGGUACCUGUCCGGCUUUUACAAGAAGCCCAAGGGCCUGAAGAAGCCGUAUAACCCCAUCCUCGGGGAGACGUUUCGGUGUUGCUGGCUCCACCCACAGACAGACAGCUGCACCUUCUACAUCGCAGAACAGGUGUCGCAUCACCCACCGAUCUCUGCCUUCUACGUGUGUAACAGGAAGGACGGGUUCUGCAUCCACGGCAGCAUUCUGGCCAAGUCCAAGUUCUACGGGAAUUCUCUGUCUGCCAUUUUAGACGGCAGAGCAAGGCUGGUCUUCCUUGCGCGUGAUGAAGAGUACAUCAUCACCAUGCCAUACGCUCACUGCAAAGGAAUCUUAUACGGCACGAUGUCCCUGGAGCUCGGUGGGAAGAUCACCAUCGACUGUGAGAAAACGAAGUAUGUAGCAGAGCUGGAGUUUAAACUGAAGCCCUUCCUGGGAAGCUCCACCAGUGUGAAUCAGAUCUCAGGGAAGAUCCGUGUGGGAGAAGACGUGCUGGCCACCGUGGAUGGACACUGGGACGGGGAGGUGUUUCUGCAUGAGAAGAAGACCGGCCACCAGGAGGUGCUGUGGAACCCCAGCCCGGAGGUGCGCAAGCAGAGGCUGAAGAGACAGGUGGUGCAGGUCAACCAGCAGGGGCAGUUUGAGUCCGAGAGGCUGUGGAGUCAUGUGACCAGCGCCAUCGUGGGUCGGGAGCAGGAGAGGGCCACGCAGGAGAAGUUUGUUCUGGAGGAGGCGCAGCGGAAGGAGGCACGGGAGAGAGGAGACCGGCCCUGGAUCCCCCUCCUCUUCACCCUCGACCCCGCCUCCAACGAGUGGCGCUACAAACACGCCGACCCCCGGCCCUGGGACCCUGACUCCAGCCUGGCCCAGUUUGAGAAGGACGGAGUGAUCCAGACCCAGGAGCACCGCCCACGCCACCACAACGGGCUGUCCUACAGCCAGAGCUGGGCCGCCCAGCACCAGGUGCAGGGUAAACACAGGAAGUCCAGCAGUCAGCCAUCGAGCUGCAGCCAGAACACUGAGAGCAGCAGCUCCACUCCAGAACCCACUCACGAGUCCUCCGACAACGAAGGAUUCAUCGCUCAGUGUGCCAGAUGUAACAAAGAGAUUAAAGACAUCGCAGAGAUGGAGGCCUCCAUAGCGUCAAUAAAGAAGACACAACAGGACAUACAGAGGAACCUGUGUGCUCUGAGUCAGCAGGUGAUGCGUCGUCGGGCAGUGGAGGAGGGCGUGUCUCUGAGCAGCCGCCACUGGCUCCUCCUCUGCAUCCUGCUGCUGUUCCAGCUGCUCCUCAACUACACCUAUACAUGAGCAACACACACUAUACACACUAUACAAUAUACACUCAUCAACUACACCUACACAUGAGCAACACACACUAUAUACACACUAUAUACACUAAACACUCAUAAACUACACCUACACAUGAGCAACACACACUAUACACUAUAUACACACUAUAUACACUAAACACUCAUAAACUACACCUACACAUGAGCAACACACACUAUACACUAUACACACUAUACACUCAUAAACUACACCUACACAUGAGCAACACACACUAUACACACACUAUAUACACUAUACACUCAUAAACUACACCUACACAUGAGCAACACACACUAUACACAUUAUACAAUAUACACUCAUCAACUACACCUACACAUGAGCAACACACACUAUACACACUAUACAAUAUACACUCAUCAACUACACCUACACAUGAGCAACACACACUAUACACUAUACACACACUAUACACUCAUAAACUACACCUACACAUGAGCAACACACACUAUACACUAUACACACACUAUACACUCAUAAACUACACCUACACAUGAGCAACACACACUAUACACUAUACACACACUAUAUACACUAUACACUCAUAAACUACACCUACACAUGAGCAACACACACUAUACACUAUAUACACUAUACACUCAUCAACUACACCUACACAUGAGCAACACACACUAUACACUAUACACACACUAUACACUCAUAAACUACACCUACACAUGAGCAACACACACUAUACACUAUACACACACUAUAUACACUAUACACUCAUAACCUACACCUACACAUGAGCAACACACACUAUACACUAUACACACCCUAUACACUCAAUACACUCAUAAACUACACCUACACAUGAGCAACACACACUAUACACUAUAUACACUAUACACUCAUCAACUACACCUACACAUGAGCAACACACACUACACACUAUAUACACACUAUAUACACUCAUAAACUACACCUACACAUGAGCAACACACACUAUACACACACACUAUACAAUAUACACUCAUCAACUACACCUACACAUGAGCAACACACGCUAUACACUAUACACACACUAUAUACACUCAUAAACUACACCUACACAUGAUCAACACACACUAUACACACACUAUACAAUAUACACUCAUCAACUACACCUACACAU
Molecule: messenger RNA, 4051 nt
Organism: Conger conger (European conger)
Lineage: Eukaryota; Metazoa; Chordata; Actinopteri; Anguilliformes; Congridae
Product: oxysterol-binding protein-related protein 5-like
Exons: 22
Coding region: 301-2898 (865 amino acids)
Biological process (GO): phospholipid transport
Cellular component (GO): cytosol; membrane; intracellular membrane-bounded organelle
Molecular function (GO): sterol binding
Source: RefSeq, a predicted model, not a curated record